UAGUGAGAGUUAGGAGCAAUCUAAGCGACCUAGGGGUCCCACUAUGAUGCACUCAAAGUUGGGUAAAGAAGAUGGAAAUUUACAUAUUGAAUUGAAUGGAUUUGACCAAGUUAUUGGGCCAGAAGCAACUAGAUUGAGUUCAAAACUUGGUGUGCUAGCACGAAAUGGCCGUUUAGCGCCAUUGAAUCAUAAAGAUUGGAGACCUGUGCCUGAUAUGUACAAGGAUAUAAUAUGGGCUCAUACUGAGGAAAAUACUGAUGCAACUGAUGAUAUGAGACGUUAUUUGAUGAUGUCAUUUGGGUCUAAAUUGGAAGAAUGGAAGCAUGACGCAAAACGCAAAGGCUAUGACCCGUACAAUACUGAUCUUGAGCGCUUAGCUCAUCGUCCAGACAGGGUUGUGGAAGAUCGGUCGCGUUCAUUAGUUCAUUAUUGGAGCUCAAAUGAUGCAAAGGAAAAGAGUGAGAGAAACAAAGAAGGCCGAAAAAAGUCAACUAUGCCACACACAUCGGAAAGAAAAAGUCAUUCUCAAAUUAUAGAUGAAGUAUGACAUAAUCACUGUCUAUUUUAUGCAAUUUAUAUAUUAAGACUGGUCUCCUUGAAUGUUUUAUGGCGAUAUCUUACUAUUCAAAUAGAUGA
Messenger RNA from Lycium ferocissimum, 636 nucleotides. RefSeq lists its product as uncharacterized. The record is from RefSeq and is a predicted model, not a curated record. The coding region runs from base 44 to 547 and encodes 167 amino acids. Lineage: Eukaryota; Viridiplantae; Streptophyta; Magnoliopsida; Solanales; Solanaceae. The transcript is spliced from 3 exons.